UCUCCUUAAUCACAGGCACAGUAUCCGUCAUUAUUUCCACCAACCAGAAACAUUUUCUGGAUAUCUAAGUUUCACUUAAGAACAGUGUAUGUCUAAAAUGCAUUGUUCCGUUAAUGUAAAUGCCCCCCUUGUUCCUCCUCUUCACUCUCUUAAAAACUCUUCAGGUUUUUCCAACUGAGCGAUUCUGAGGCGGGCGCAACCGCACUAGAGGGAGAGUCGUGCUGGACUGGCGCGAUAUCCUCGCACGGUUCACAACUAAAAGAAGACCUGACCCGCGUUUAAUCAUGAUUUUAAAUGAUGGAACAUGCUGAUUUUAAAAGUUGAUCAGGGAUUUCUAGUUGUGGGUCGUUUGCGAGGCAUGGCUUUCCUUUUAACUUGCUUAUUUCUGUCUUGUUACAGUGUGAGCAGUGUCUGGGGAAAUAAGCCCGUUGAUACCAAUAUUUAUUUGGAUAACAUCACGCGCAUAUUGGAUAGAUUACUGGAUGGCUAUGACAACAGGCUGCGACCCGGAUUUGGAGGUCCAGUCACAGAGGUCAAAACUGACAUUUUUGUCACCAGCUUUGGACCGGUUUCAGAUGUUGAGAUGGAAUAUACCAUGGACGUGUUCUUCCGUCAGUCAUGGAUCGACGAACGGCUGAAAUUCGAGGGCCCCAUUGAGAUCAUGCGGCUCAACAACCUGAUGGUCAGCAAGAUCUGGACGCCGGACACUUUUUUCCGGAAUGGCAAGAGGUCCAUCUCUCACAACAUGACCACCCCCAACAAGCUGUUUCGCAUCAUGCAGAACGGAACUAUCCUCUACACCAUGAGAUUAACUAUAAAUGCAGAGUGUCCCAUGCGUCUGAUGAACUUCCCGAUGGAUGGCCAUGCCUGCCCGCUCAAGUUUGGGAGUUAUGCUUACCCCAUCAGCGAGAUUGUGUACACUUGGAAGAAGGGCCCUCAGUCCUCUGUGGAAGUGCCCGAGGAAUCCUCCAGUCUGCUCCAGUACGACCUCAUCGGCCAGACAGUGUCAAGCGAGAGGCUAAAGUCCAACACAGGUGAAUAUGUCAUCAUGACAGUCCACUUCCACCUGCAAAGGAAAAUGGGAUUCUUCCUGAUUCAGACUUACAUUCCCUGUAUUAUGACUGUCAUCCUGGCCCAAGUGUCUUUCUGGAUUAAUAAGGAAUCAGUUCCAGCUCGGACUGUGUUUGGUAUCACCACUGUCCUCACCAUGACAACGCUCAGUAUCAGCGCUCGACACUCCCUCCCUAAAGUUUCUUACGCCACAGCCAUGGAUUGGUUCAUUGCCGUUUGUUUCGCCUUUGUAUUCUCCGCCCUGAUUGAGUUUGCAGCCGUGAAUUACUUCUCCACCCUGCAAGCUAACCGAGAGUUGAGGAAGGCAGCAGCCAUGAAGGUGGCGGCCCAGGAGGCAGCGGCUGCAGCAGCUACACCGACCUCAGCCACGGGGAUUGACGGAGAUCUUUCCUCAGUGGAUGCGAGCAAUGUGCUGAAGAAGAGGAUGAACUCUGCCCUUCUGUUUGAACGGCCUUCCAAAACAUUUCCCAACCCACCCGUCAAUGCCCAAGCCUUCCUGCAGCAGGGUUCGGCUGUACCAGACAACAACGUUCUGACCGGCACCAGCAUCAUCGACAAAUACUCCCGCAUCCUCUUCCCUCUUUCCUUUGGCGCCUUUAACCUGGUCUACUGGAUCGUCUAUCUCACUAAGGACACAAUGGAGAUGUCAAGGGACCCUGUUUAAGCCACAAGUUCGUCUUUCUGGAAAUCACACGUGCACUCACUUUCACACACAUGCACGAGAAAACACACAUAUUUACACACAAUACAAAGAUGACAGACCCUUGCCAAGCAUUCAUUGAUGCCACCUCAGUGCAUUGUAUUUCUUUUUAAGCACUCUCCUGGAAAGUGAGUGUUUUGAGAACAGAUGAUUCAGCUCUUAUUGCCAACAUGACCAAGGAGCUCAGAGUGAGUGGGCCCAAGGCUCUGGAAACAUUUCAAACAGGUACUGCAUCUCUCUGUCUUUACCUUUUGAUGUUUAUUUACCCCAAUAUUUAGAAAAAUGUAUGACACUUUUUCCCUCUCCAUCCUAUAUCCCCUGUCUGAGUGGACGGGACAAGUUGCAAUGGCCAAGCUAACUAGGCUGUAGAUCCAGAGGUAGAUCCGUUACUUCGUUGUGUGUUUUAAUUUAUGUGUGCUUGCGACAAGCAUGCAGUUCAACACAUGAUAGUGAUUGUGCAUGUGUUUUUAAAAUGACACAUUCUUAUCCAUGACAUUUAGAGCACACUAGAGGGAAUGAGUGAACCCGUUGUCCUGACUGGAUCCAGUGUGACUGACUGAACUCAUUCCCACAACACUCGCUAUGUUUUGGUUCAUUGGCUUAAUUUCCCUUCACUGAUGGGAGUACAAAGGAUGUGAGGCAACAUCUUCAAAGGGGUUUUAUGAUGUGUUCCACGAAUACAUUGGCCUGGCUGAAUAUACUGUAGACUGGCACAUGCAAAUAAUGACCGUGAAAUGUGAUGUAUAAUGACGAAAUAUAUAGACAACUCGCUUAACUCCCUUUCCAUGAUUUCCUGUGUCUUGACAUACCUUUAGACAGAAAUUAACAAAAGAUCUGCACACUGUAUUAAAAGCUCCCACAUCUUAAUUGUGCAACGUUUCGAUAUAACACAGAUCUUCCUCAGGCAUUGUCCGAUUAGAUUUCUGGAAGCCUUUCAAUACAAUGUGCAGAUCUUUGUCUUAUUCUUGCCUAGUUUGAUUUUUUGGUCCAGCACCUGUAAACGUUUUCAGUAAGUGCUGACAACCUGUUUAUCUAUAGACAGAAAUAAACUUUCAAUCCUCACGGCAUGAUUAAAUGACUAUCAUAGAAUAGCUUGUGUCAGCUCAAAACUGUAAUCAAUCUGGUAUCACAAAUGUCUUCUUUUUUUUGUUUACAGAAGACACAGUACCUGACUUUAGGAACACUAGGAAAAAUGGUUCUUAAAACACAUAAACUAGUUUAAGUGCGCCACAUUUAUGUAGUGUAACAAAGAAUGUAAACACAAUGGAAAUAGUGGGAGAAAUAUAAAACACAGUAAACCCACUACAGUGAACUGCAGAAAUACUUUUUCCAGUAACCUGUAUCCUGGCAACAGCCAAUCUUACCCCAGAGAAGAUUUAAGCCUUUAUACGCUAACAUUGUGAUCGUUUUCAUUUUUAUUGUAAGUAUUUAUUGUAGUGUUGUUAAUUGAAGUAAAAAGGUUUCUUCUACUGGUUGCCAAUUAUUUCUUGAUGACAGCUCUGGGAUCGUUUUCAUUUAAAGAACCGGCAAAAAUAGAAUCCUAAACCUAUCAUCAUCAAUUAUACAACAUGCCAACACAUAUUCAUAAUAAUCUACUUGUGUGGAUUUGCAUAUUAUUAUGCACAUUUUCCAAUUAAGUAGAGAUGGUGACAUGUUAAACCCAUGUGGUGUCUAAAUAUAAGCUCAUGUGUGUUUGCUUCCUCAUGACAUCCAUCAUCCAAGAGGAUGUUCUUAUUAAAGGUGUCUCUUAUUAACACUGGCACCGAUUGAGAUAGAAAACCUGCACACGGUGCCAACAGAUGAAAGUAGUCUUGAAAAACGGUACAGCUACUUUUUUUUUGUAUCAGUGGAUAUUCAAUUCUGAAAAUUGUCAAUUCACAUAAACGUUAUGUUAAAACAAACUCAACAAUUAGUGUAAAUUAACCCUGUGUUCUUAUCCAGUCUUGCACAUAGGCUACUGCCCUACAAGUAAUUGAACAAGAACCUGGUUCUUUAAUAUUGUGUUAGGAUUGUUUGUCCACUUUGAUUUUGUUGUAAUUAUGUAUAUCUGUUAUGAGCCCUUUCAUUUGUGAACAGACAAGCAUGGUAUAGCUAAUUUAACAAUACUGAUCGAAUGAAUUAACAAUGCAUGAUUAAAGCAUCAUUAACAUGAACACGUUUUUAUAAAACAAAUAUGCAAUGUUAUAUAAAAUGCAAUAUAGACCA
Molecule: messenger RNA, 3976 nt
Organism: Gymnodraco acuticeps
Lineage: Eukaryota; Metazoa; Chordata; Actinopteri; Perciformes; Bathydraconidae
Gene: gabra6b
Product: gamma-aminobutyric acid type A receptor subunit alpha6b
Exons: 10
Coding region: 305-1735 (476 amino acids)
Biological process (GO): synaptic transmission, GABAergic; nervous system process; signal transduction
Cellular component (GO): synapse; postsynapse; GABA-A receptor complex
Molecular function (GO): GABA-A receptor activity; transmitter-gated monoatomic ion channel activity involved in regulation of postsynaptic membrane potential; inhibitory extracellular ligand-gated monoatomic ion channel activity
Source: RefSeq, a predicted model, not a curated record